AUGGCCGCGUCGCGCGCAGCAACGCCACAAGCGCCGGCAUCACGAGCAUCACUUGCUCUUCUCCUAUUGACGCUCUCGAAGCAGCGCUACGCGGAGCGCCACGGCUACGGCUGGCAGUUCGACAUGGUCGACGCGAUGUUGCGCCUGUUCGCCGACAACGGCAACGCCACCCGGUGCACGUUCCUCGACAGCGAUACGCUCGUCCUGCGCCCCGACCGGUCGCUCGAGUCGAUCUUUGCGCAGACGCGCGCGCCGAGCGGAGACGCGAGUGGCGGCGGCAGCAGCCUGAGCGUCGCGCGUCGCGGGCCGCGCUGCAGCGUCGACCUGCAGGCUGACCCGAUGAUGCUCAACGCCGGCUUCAUCUCGGUGCGCCGCACGCGGUGGGUGCUCGAGAGCUUCCUGCCCACGUGGCUCAGCUACUCGCGCGACCCUCACUUUUACUUCCGGUCGCGGCGCGAUGCCAACUUCCAUGCGCCGGAGCAAGCCGCACUCGUCGCCACCGUGCUGCACUUUGCGUUGCGGAGCGUCCCUUCGCCGGAUCGCCUCGCUCCGCUGCUCGGCGCUGAGGAACGGAGGUUGCUCCUCGCAGCCCGCGCCAACUCGAGCCUGCACGUGUGCACCGACCCACACUUGCGCGCCGAGAUGCACGCCAAGGCGGUGGCGUACUUCGCAGCGCACCCGGAGCUGCCGGACCCGUCGCUGCGAGGGUCCGUCGGGACCAUGUCCGCGUACAUGGCGAAGAUGCGCCGACCGACCCACCGGCUGUACGCGUGCGCCGCCGGGGCGCCCAGCCACAGCCCAACCUUUUCCGGCCCGCGGUCUGCAAACUAA
Emiliania huxleyi CCMP1516 is the source of this 831-nucleotide messenger RNA. RefSeq lists its product as hypothetical. NCBI's taxonomy places the organism in Eukaryota, Haptophyta, Isochrysidales, Noelaerhabdaceae. The coding region runs from base 1 to 831 and encodes 276 amino acids. The record is from RefSeq and is a predicted model, not a curated record. The transcript is spliced from 3 exons.